AUGUCAAGACCUUCCACAUUUAGGGGGUCUACCUCGGCGAGGUUUGUGAAGAAUACCAAACAGCCGAAGAAAAUCACCCAGGGGUACAAGCUAUCAAAAGAUCAGCUUGUGCCUGAGAAAGCUAAUCCUUUGCUAAAUGACGCCAUUCAAAAAAGAGAGAUUGUUGAACAAAUCGACAAUAUGGACAAACUCAUGGGUUUCGAGCGGUUCGAGCACGGUGACCACGAUGGUGCCAAACCCAGGAAGGGCUGGCUCAUAAACAUGCAUGCAACCAUAGUUCCAACAGAAGACUACUUGGCCGGAUACUCAGGUGUUGAUUAUUACUUCCUAGAUGCCGAAGGUGGUUCAUUUAAAGCCACCAUUCAGUAUGACCCAUAUUUUUUCUUAUUGGUCGUGCCUGGAAAAGAGGCCGUGGUUGAAGAAGCUUUGAAGAAAUUGUUGGAACAGUUCAACAUGAAUUCUGUCAGCAGAGAACUCAAAGAGGACCUUAAGCUACCCAACCAUUUGGUUGGCCUACAACGCUCUGUGCUCAGACUCGUGUUUCACAACACAAGCGACUUACAUGGUGCACGAAGAACUCUUACUCCAUUCAUCAAAGAAAACCAGAGAACAGGCGAACGCAGAGACGUGUUCCAAACGCUCAAUUUUUAUAAUUCGGACAACAUUGACCUGAGGGGCUAUCAAACAAAAAAAGAAAUAAGCAGAAGUGAAAGCGUCGCUGAUCCAAUGUCGUACAUUGAUGACAUUCGUGAGUACGACGUUCCAUACCAUGUGCGUGUUUCCAUAGAUAAAGCCAUCCGUUGUGGUAAAUGGUACAAUGUCUUUGCUAAACAUGGCAUCGUUAAUCUUGAAGAAGACAAGGAGCGCAUUGCAUUUGCGGAUCCCGUUGUUAUGGCUUUCGAUAUCGAGACAACAAAAGCUCCCUUGAAGUUUCCAGAUUCAAAAGUCGAUCAGAUCAUGAUGAUAUCGUAUAUGAUAGAUGGCGAAGGUUUCUUAAUCACAAACCGUGAAAUUAUAUCUCAAAACAUCGAGGAUUUUGAGUACACCCCAAAACCAGAAUACCCAGGUGAGUUCACAAUUUUUAAUGAGCCUGAUGAGAAGCAUGUACUUCUACGUUUUUAUGAACAUAUACGUGAUUCUCGCCCCACUGUCAUUGCCACAUACAACGGUGACUUUUUCGACUGGCCAUUUGUGGAAAGCAGAUCAAACUUUCAUGGCCUCAACAUGUUUGACGAAAUCGGCUUUGCUAAGGAUAAUGAUGACGAGUAUAAGUCAAAAUACUGUGUCCACAUGGACUGCUAUCGCUGGGUGAAGCGUGAUUCAUAUUUGCCACAAGGGUCUCAAGGUUUGAAAGCAGUCACCACUGCAAAAUUGGGAUACAAUCCAACGGAAUUGGACCCUGAAUUAAUGACACCAUACGCUCGCGACAAACCACAACUUCUUUCGGAGUACUCUGUUUCCGAUGCCGUGGCCACCUAUUACCUCUACUUCAAAUACGUUCAUCCGUUCACCUUCUCCUUGAGUACUAUAAUUCCUUUGAACCCUGAUGAGGUUUUGAGGAAGGGUACGGGCACUCUUUGUGAAAUGCUUUUGAUGGUGCAGGCAUACGAGAAGAACAUUCUACUUCCAAACAAAUACACAGAUCCUAUUGAGAGAUUUUAUGAGGGUCACCUUCUCGAGUCGGAGACCUACGUUGGCGGCCAUGUGGAAUCUCUUGAAGCAGGUGUGUUCAGAAGUGAUAUUGCCACAGAUUUCAGGAUCGAGCCGACUGCCAUUGAUGAGCUACUAAGUGAUUUGCACAACUCGAUGAAGUUCUUUGUUGAAGUUGAGAAUGGCAAGUCCUUAGAUGACAUUGAGAACUUUGAUGAGGUUUACACCCAUAUCAAAAGUCAACUUGAGGACUUGAAAAAUAAUCCCGUUAGAAAAGAAAAUCCUCUUAUUUAUCAUGUUGAUGUUGCAUCCAUGUACCCGAACAUUAUGACCUCGAAUAGAUUGCAGCCGGACUCCAUCAAAACUGAGGAAGAUUGUGCAGCUUGCGACUUUAACAGACCAGGCAAGACAUGCGAUAGAAGACUACCUUGGGCAUGGAGAGGGGAGUUCUUUCCUGCGGAGCUAAAUGAAUAUGGAAUGAUUAAACGUGCUCUACAAAAUGAACUGUUUCCUCCAGCGAAACCUUGGCUCCCAAAUAGGACCUUUGAUGAACUUCCAUACUCCGAACAAGCGUCCUUAAUCAAGAAGAGAUUGAGUGACUAUUCCAGAAAAGUUUACAAUAGAAUCAAGCAAACGAAAACAGUCACAAGAGAAGCUAUCGUAUGUCAGCGUGAGAAUCCUUUUUACGUAAACACUGUCCGCGAUUUCAGAGAUCGUCGUUAUGAAUUCAAGACCCUUGCUAAGGUCUGGAAAGGCAAAACAAGUCAGUGCAAGGACACAAUUUCAAAGGACGAAGCAAAAAAAAUGGUGGUACUCUAUGACUCUCUUCAGCUUGCUCACAAAGUUAUUCUCAAUUCUUUCUACGGGUACGUUAUGAGAAAAGGUUCAAGGUGGUACUCGAUGGAGAUGGCCGGUAUCACAUGUCUUACUGGAGCUACUAUUAUUCAGAUGGCGAGGUCUUUGGUCGAAAGAAUUGGGAGGCCCUUGGAAUUGGACACAGAUGGUAUUUGGUGUAUUUUGCCCAAAUCUUUCCCUGAGAAUUUCAAUUUAAAAUGCAAGGAUGGAAAAAAACUAUUCCUCGAAUAUCCUUGCUCCAUGUUGAACUACUUGGUUCAUCAGCGCUUUACAAAUCACCAGUAUCAAGAGUUAGUCGAUAAGAACACUUUCAAAUAUGCGACAAGAUCAGAAAACUCGAUUUUUUUCGAAGUGGACGGCCCCUACAAAGCUAUGGUUCUCCCUACCUCCAAGGAAGAAGGAAAAGGUUUAAAGAAGAGGUACGCCGUCUUCAAUAAAGACGGCUCACUUGCAGAAUUGAAGGGGUUCGAGUUGAAACGAAGGGGAGAGCUUCAACUUAUCAAGAACUUUCAAUCUGAUAUAUUUAAACUAUUCUUGGAGGGCACCAAUCUUGAAAGUUGCUACGAGGCGGUUGCGACAGUCGCCAACAAUUGGUUGGAUGUACUAGAUACGAAAGGUGGAAUGCUCGAGGAGGAAGAUUUGAUAGAGCUUAUUUGCGAAAAUCGAAGUAUGAGCAAAGCAGUAUCCGAAUACGAGGGACAAAAGUCAACUUCGAUCACAACAGCUCGACGUUUAGGUGAGUUCUUGGGUUCUGAGAUGGUUAAGGAUGCCGGCCUCGCUUGUAAGUAUAUCAUCAGCGCGAAGCCAUAUGGUAGCCCCGUCACGGAAAGGGCUAUCCCUGUGUCAAUAUUUUCCUACGAAAAAAAGGAAGAAUUCCUAAAGAAAUGGUUGAAUGAUAAAGAACUCAAGGAUUGUGACCCAAGAUCCAUCAUAGAUUGGGACUAUUACAAAGAGAGACUUGCCUCUGUUGUACAGAAAAUCAUCACGAUUCCGGCAGCUUUGCAAGGUAUUGAAAAUCCAGUUCCAAGAAUCCCACAUCCGGACUGGUUGCAAAAGCGCCUCAACAUUUUGAAUGAUAAAAAGAAACAAAGUAAUAUUGCUAAUUUCUUCGGCGUACUGGACCUCAAAAAGCAGAAAGAGAAAGCGAUUAAAGAUUUGGAGGACUUUGGAGAGAUAGAUGAGUGUGAUGUUCGAUCCAAAGUUGGCAAGGUGGCCAUCAGAAAAAGAAAGCAUGCUCGUGCGAUUCAAAUGCAGCAAGCAGAGGAAGAAGAGCGUAACAAUUCUAUAUUAAACGGACCAUGUCCAUCAAUGACUGAAGAUUACGUUGGUUUUUUGAGGUACCAAAAAGCCAAAUGGGCCGUGCAAAUAAAGAAUAGAGAGCGCCGGAAAAAGCUUUUUGGAGAAAGUUCUGAUUCAUCUCACCGUGCGUCAGUUGGUAACAUGAUCAGACGGAGGGCUGAGAACUUAGCAGGAUCUGAUUGGGAGAUCCUCGAAUAUAAGCCAGAUCCUGCCAAUCCAGGUGCUCUAAGAGUUUACGUCGUGGCUGGCGGAAAAGUACAGUCUUUUAUGUUCCAUAUUCCCAAAAGACUUUACGUCUCAUUCAAGACUGCUCUUCCAGACAAACUCACUGUUCCUCACGUUAACAUUGAAAAGUCUAAUGCAAUUGCGCCGAACGGUCAUGAUACUAAGAACCUUUACAAGCUCACAAUGUCUGAAACCACCUACAACGAUGAGAUGAGCAAAGUCGACAGUUUGCUUCAUGAUACAAAAGUGUUGGGCAUUUAUGAAUCUGAAAUAGACUCGAUGGAUAGAGCCAUUAUUGAAAUGGGAAACACCGUACGUUUCGAUGAUACCAAGGUUGGCGCCUUAGGUAAAUGUUUGAAAAAUGGUUUCAGCUCAAAAGAUUUGAUAAAUGUCGAGAAGGACAAUUACUUGAAGAGGUUUAACAUAGAAAUUGUCUACUUGUUGCAUAUCAUGACCAACAGCUACGAAUUCUUCGCUGUUUUCAACUCAUGGGACGAGAAUGUUACUAUUCUGAUAUUGAAGCCAUCAAGUGGAGCUCAAGAGUUGAGUGUGAAUCUCGAAAAAAUAUACAAGGAGGUUUAUCAGGUGAAGAGGGACAAAGUCUCCAAGCUUUACAACAUUCUCGACUAUAAGCCUGAAAUGAAGUUCGAGACGAGUUACUUCAAUACGCUGUCUUCGCUUUACAAAAGGCUCAAUAAGACAUUGCGGGGGUUUCAAGAAAGCAGGAGCAAUAAAGCUUUGCUCACAAUCCAAUCUCCAUACUGUGAGAAGGUCCUCGAAUUGCUAGAUCUGGGCAUUGACUUCCCAACAGUCAAGAUGCAAGUUAGUGAGGUCUCUCUUCCCGCUCUUAGUUGGCAGUCUUUGAUAGCCAAGAGAAUAAUGAAUCAGUUUCUCCUGGUAGCGUCGUGGCUCAAAAAUAUGAUCGCAUUAGCUACUUACGGGAAAGUGCCUCUUUGCAAUUUGCAAGUUGAAAAGAUGGGUUACUUGAUCGAUAUUGAAUUUGCUAGGCGCCUCAAUGAAAAUAAUAUUAUUCUAUGGUGGUCGAAAAAUCCUUACCCAGACCAUGGUGGAUUCGAAAACGACAAAGUGGGGGAUAUUACAAAUUAUGACUUUGUUCCCAUCAACAAUCCAGAGAUUUACGAGACCGCAUCCUUGGAAAUCGAAAUUGGCACAUUGACUAUUAAUUCUAUAUUGACAAGCUCUUUAAUUAACGAAGCUGAGGGUACUGACCUCUACGACGUCUCACUUAUUGGACCUGAGUACAAUGGAUCUACCAUGGCGCAGGAUGCAUUUUGUCCUGCUGCUUUGAACAUCCUCAAAUCCAUGGUCAAGGGCUGGUGGGAUGAUGCUGUGGGAAGCAAUGUCAAUGCAGAUGCUAUGAUGAGUAUCUUAGUAUCUUGGGUGCAUCUGUCAGAUUCUAAACUCUACGAUUUCAGCUUGCACAAUCACAUAAACAACCUUACUUCAAAAGCAUUAUUACAGCUUGUGGGUGAGCUUAAACGUAUGAACGUAAACGUGGUUUUUGCAUCUCGCUAUAAGAUAAUUGUCCAGACAACAAAAAUAUCCGUUGAAAAUUCAUAUGCUUUUGGUCAAUACUUGGUGAAUGCUACGAGAUCCAAACCGUUGUUCAACUUCCUCGAUCUAAGAAUUGCUCGAUACUGGGACGUCUUGAUUUGGUUGGAUGAGUAUAACUAUGCUGGUCGUUGUUGUACAAGGAUCACGAACGACGAAGUCCAGACUUUGCAUCCGAAAAGUAAAUGGCAUAUUAAGAAAUUUUUACCGGUCAUCUUUCAGAAUGAUUUUGAGGAUUGGGUGUUUAUCUUUUUGGACGCAAUCGUUAAGCAUAAAAGCGAGAACUUGCUAGGAGGAACCCAGAAGGGAACGCAACGAAUCACUCAAUUGGCUCACGUUCUCCGGGGACAAUACCAGCAAGAUACGGCAUCUGAAGAAUUUGAAGAAGAUGAGAAUAGCUUCACUUCCAGUGAGGUUAUGGAGGCAUUGAGAAAACCACUCCUAAGAAGAAUCGAGAAGCUCUAUCGUCGUCAAAAUGAAUCAAUCCUCAACCCUGAUAUGAAGAAGGACUACGAAUUUCCGACGCAUCCAGGAUCACAUCUUGAAAUGAAAAAUCCAGUCCUUGAGUUGGUUAAGUUCUUAUGUGCCGUGUUUGCAUUGUCCAAUAAGCGGAACACGGAGGUACGAAUGCUUAGGAAGGACCUCCUUUCUGCAAUUGAAGUGAAAGAAUUUUGCCCCGAAAGUCUUUUCGUAAAUCCAAGUGCAUCAAUGAAGAUCUCAACCAUUAUUUGUGACUACUGCAAUUAUUCGAGUGAUAUUGACUUCUGCAGAGAUGAAGAGAAGGACAUUUGGACAUGUCCAAACUGUCGCAAAUUUUACAACAAGGUAUUUUUGGAAGAGGAGUUAAUCAAGCAGCUUAACAUAUUGCUCUUCAAAUACAUGACGCAAGACUACGAAUGCAAUAAGUGCCAUUCUAUCAGGAGUGACAACAUGAGUGAGUACUGCAAGUGCUCUGGCAGAUGGACCGAGACCGUCAAGUUUGCACAGAUCAAAAAUCGUCUCAAAGUUUUCAGCAAUGUGUCUGCUCAUUUUGGUUUCAAGAUGCUACGGUCGUUGACUGAAGAAAUUGCAUAA
Molecule: messenger RNA, 6675 nt
Organism: Candidozyma auris
Lineage: Eukaryota; Fungi; Ascomycota; Pichiomycetes; Serinales; Metschnikowiaceae
Gene: POL2
Product: DNA polymerase epsilon catalytic subunit
Exons: 1
Coding region: 1-6675 (2224 amino acids)
Biological process (GO): DNA replication proofreading; leading strand elongation; DNA replication
Cellular component (GO): nucleus; epsilon DNA polymerase complex
Molecular function (GO): single-stranded DNA 3'-5' DNA exonuclease activity; nucleotide binding; DNA binding
Source: RefSeq, a predicted model, not a curated record